Dracunculus medinensis (Guinea worm) is the source of this 975-nucleotide messenger RNA. The record is from the annotation of a GenBank genome assembly. Lineage: Eukaryota; Metazoa; Nematoda; Chromadorea; Rhabditida; Dracunculidae.
AUGUUUCAAAUGGCGAAAUACGAAGAAUACGAAUACGAAAGUGUCGAGCAGCGAAAAAUGCGAUGUGUCGCAUUUUUCGCCGUUGUCAUUUCAACAGUUGCUGUUAUUGCUUCAAUUAUUACGCUACCAAUGCUUUAUAGCUUUUUACAAUCAUUUCAAAAUCAUCUAAUAAUUGAAGUCGAUUUUUGUAAGUCAAGAACUCGCGACAUGUGGUUUGAAAUGAAUUUCUUAAAUGAUGGCAAACGAUACAAACGUAAAAGUGGUACAUGGAUGUUUGGCCAGUACAUACCUGAUAAUCAAAAUUAUAAAAAUUACAUUCGCUCUUCAAAUGCGUACCAACCAUCAGCUGUUGCUGUAAUUAACGCCGAACCAUCAUCAUCUUCUUGUUGUACUUGUCAGCAAGGUCCUGUUGGUCCUCAAGGACCACCAGGUGCGGAUGGUCCGACAGGUGAUAAUGGGAAAAUUGGUAAGGAUGGAAUUCCGGGUAAAGAUGGACAAAUAUUACUGUCUGCUAUUGCAUCUACUGAGCCAUGUAUAAUUUGUCCUCGUGGUCCAUCAGGUCGUGUAGGUGAAGCUGGCCCGAAGGGACCACGAGGCCCAAAAGGUCAGAAUGGGGAAGACGGAUCUGAUGGCAAAAAGGGAGCUACGGGCAUGACAGGAUCUAUAGGACCCCCAGGAUCUAUGGGAGCAGAAGGCCCACGUGGACCAACAGGUGCGCAAGGAAUUGUCAUACCGAUCAAUGGCCCACCGGGACCAAUAGGCCCACCAGGUCCUCCCGGACCGCCUGGACCACCCGGCUUGAUAGGCGAAAAUGGCAAAAAUAUCACUGGCCCUCCUGGUCUGCCAGGUGACGAUGGUGUUUACGGCCAGAUCGGAGUACCCGGUCCUCAAGGACCAAAUGGUCAUCAGGGUUUGCCUGGAGAAUUAGGUAGUUGUGAUCACUGUCCUGAACCGAGAACACCACCUGGUUAUUAA